Plasmodium gaboni is the source of this 1197-nucleotide messenger RNA. RefSeq names its product putative protein, unknown function. The coding region runs from base 1 to 1197 and encodes 398 amino acids. NCBI's taxonomy places the organism in Eukaryota, Apicomplexa, Aconoidasida, Haemosporida, Plasmodiidae. The record is from RefSeq and is a predicted model, not a curated record. The transcript is spliced from 2 exons.
AUGAUACAGUUUGUAAAAUGUUUUCUCCUUUUCAUCCUUUUAUAUUCCUCAGAUAUUAUUAUAUGCCUACAUUAUUCAAACCGUAUACAAAAUCAUUUAUAUAUGUAUCAAACGAACAACAGCACUAAUGAAGAAAACAUAUAUAAUAUGAAAACAUUUAGUAAAUUACCAAUUGUAGAAAAUAUCAGAAACAUAACACAUUCCACAAAUUAUUUUUCUUAUGAACAUUUCAUAAUUUUAGAGAAACCCAAUGAACAUUUUACAAUACACAAUAUAAAAUUAAUGUGCCAAAAAAAAAACCAUAAUCAACCUAAUCAAUUCAAUUUAAAAAUUUUAGCAGUAUUACUUUCUACAUCAUAUAAACAAGAAAAUAUUUCAAAUAUAUUUCAAAAUAUUUGCAAAAAUGGAUUUUCCUGCCUUUUCAAAAUACAGCUAGGUAAAAAUAAAAGCCUUGUUGAUCAUAAUAAAAUUGUACACUUAAAAAGCAUAGACAAUGAUCUAAAAAGAAAUAAAAAUAAUAACAACAGACAUAAAAUUACAUUUUAUUAUAUAUGUGAGGAUUUAAAUUAUUAUAAUCAAAAACAACAAAGUAAUGAAUUCAAAUAUGUUUUUAAUUAUGAACAGCUAGCUUUUUUAAAAUGUGAAAAUUACCUGACUGUUCAGGUUGAAAAUUUAGUGGGUAUUAAUUACAACAAAGAAGUUGACAACCUUAACUCUGAAUAUAUUUCUUUCUAUUGUUCGCAGAGAGUUAUAUGCAAUAUGCAUAUGGAAGAUUUAUAUAAAGAUGAUAAUAAUAAUAAACUUAAAAAUUAUAUUUUUUAUGAAUUGACCUAUAGGUGUGUACCCCCAAAGGUAUGUUCAUUGUGUGGUAACAAUUCAACAUGUAAACUGGAGAAAUUGUAUAAUAAAAAAAAAGAGAUAACCCAUUUUUACAAUAAUUUAGAAUACAAUGAAAGUGGUAUAUUUGAUAGAUUGCUUCUGAAUAAGGAACAGGAGGAAGAGCGCAAUAAAACAAGUUUUAUAACUAACUUAGAAUACAAUGCUAUAAGAUAUUAUUUUGAUGAUAUGAUAACUGUUGGGGGUAAUACAUAUCAUAUAUUGGAAAUAUGUAAAUGUAGUAAAGAUUAUGUGCAAGAGGGUUUAUCUUGUGUUAAAAAGGAGAAAGAUAAAUUUUAUAUAAGAUAUGCAAAUAGAUAA